Molecule: messenger RNA, 1289 nt
Organism: Onthophagus taurus
Lineage: Eukaryota; Metazoa; Arthropoda; Insecta; Coleoptera; Scarabaeidae
Source: RefSeq, a predicted model, not a curated record
AGUGAGGUUAGGUUAUCCAUUUUGUGUAAAAAAUAUUAUCGGCAUAUUUGAAGAUUACGAAUGUUGUACUGUCUAUAACUUUAUGUAAUUACAUCUAUUCAUUUCGAUUCAAGUUUUAAAAUCAUUCGUUAUUAUGUCUAAGGUUAAAAAGGAAUGUAUAAGUGAUGCAUUUGCGAAACAAUAUCUCUUCAACCAUAAUAAUACCACAGAUAUCGAUGAUCGAAUCAGUAUAUCAAGUGGAAAUAGUGUGCUGGAUGAAGAUUAUUAUAUAAAUCAACUAUCCCCGAUUCCACAAUAUGUUCUCUUAAAUAAUUGUAUUCGUAUCGAUAAUUCAAAACCAACUCCAAAUGUAAUAGAAGGAAAGUCUAAUGUUAAUGUAAACGUUUUAAAUGUUCAAAAUGAACCAUCCGAUUUAAAAAGUAUUCCCAAAAGAUCACUUAAUACAAAAGGAAACAAAUUAAAUGAUUUUGAAGUGAUUGGGGGGCAAAGAUCGAGAAGAAAUCGUUCUAAAAGUAUUCAAUCAAGUGAAGGCGUUUCGAAUGAAUAUGUCCGAAGAAGUGAAUCUAAUAAAAUUGAGAAACAAUCAAAUUUAUUUAAUAAGGAUGAAAAACAAAGAGAUAAUUUUGUACAAAUUGGUGCCAAAGAAAACAGUUUUAAUAACCAUCAAAGAAAUUUUCAACCACCCAAAGUCGUUUCUGAUGAAUUUGUCCAAAGAAGGGGAUCUAAUAAAAUUGAAAAACAAAGAUCAAAAUCACUUGUUAUGAAUGAACAUCAAAGAGAUAAUUUUGGAUCAAUUAUUACCAUAAACUCAAGAGAAAAUCAUCUUAAUAACCAUGAAAGAAAUUUUCAACCACCAACAGUCGUUUCUGAUGAAUUUGUCCAAAGAAGGGAAUCUAAUAAAAUUGAAAAACAACAAAGAUCAAAAUCACUUAAUCAGAAUGAAGAUAAAAGAGAUAAUUUGAAACAAAUUGUUAUCAAAAAUUCAAGAGAAAACCAUAUUAAUAACCAUCAAGAAAAUGUUCAACAACCCAAAUUUGAUUCGAAUCAAGAUCUCCAAAGACAAGCGUAUAAUACAUUUGAAGAAAAUCGUUUAAGAAGUCAACAAAGAUCUUUUCAAACGCCUAGAAGUGAAGAUGUUAUAAAUACAUUCCGUUCCAAUUAUUCAACUGAAAUUAAUUACAAUCGCUUUAGUAAUAGCGGAUCCCAUGAUAUAAACAAUGAUGAUGAAAAUAAUGGUUCAUGUUGUUGUAUCAUUUUAUAAUUAUUUUAAAUUACAUUUAUAUUCUUUA